AAGAAGAAGACAAAAGACAAAAUUACUACAAUACCUAAAAGUGACUAAUUACUAUAGUGUUUUAUAAUGUUUUAAAUUGCAUGUUUGUAAAAGCAUGAGUGGCUGGCAGGGUCCACCAGUUUUGGUCGGUGAACGAACAUUGUGGUUAGGAAGUGGUAGUGGACUUCCUAAACCUGGAGUUGUCCGAUGGAUUGGUCAGCUUCCAGAAAUCGGACCGGAUUGGACAGUUGGUCUGGAGCUGGAUGAAGCUUUACCGUUUGGAGGGAUUGAUGGAUCAUGGAAAGGCAGAGUUCUCUUUGUUUGCCAACCAAAGCAUGGGCUGCUUGUUCCUAUCUCUAAUAUCAUUCCUGGUUCAAAAUUGAAGCAUAUACCUAAUAUUUCUGGUUUUGAGAAGGACCAAAAUGAACCGAAGAAAAGCAUUGUCAACCCGCCCACUAAGUGUCGAGAUAUUGCCGUCAGUCGGGGAACCAAUGAGUCUGUGAUAAACCUCCCGAAGCCAUCUGUGAGGCAAAAGCGAAGAAUCCCGACGCCUCCUUCCUCAGACAGUGAUGAGCCCGUCGGGCCGGGGGUUGCAACUGAGGUGACUGACAACACCACACUGAGGGUUGAGGACAAGGAUCAGGAGGACUCUCUGAAGAAGAGACUCCGCCUCUUUACUGAGAAUAAUGGAGCGCUUCAAAGAAUGAAGAGCUACAAUGAGUGCGCCUUUGAGGAAGUCGUGAUCGAUUCUUUGUACGCUCAAAGGCGUCAACAGUUUUCCCAACAUGGUCGUUCUCACAGUGAUUCUGCCCACGCUUUUAUAUCUUCAGCAAGUUCACCAGGUUCAAGGCGGGAACGGAGUACCAGUGCGAUAUUCUCCAUCUUCCGUUGGUUCCGAAGAGAGAGUCGGAGUGAUGAGUUUGACCCGGAGUUUGCUCCCUCGGCACCCCCUUCCCCCCAGCUGAUCAGAGGCCAUAGCACAAGCUGCGGCAGUGUUGACACUCUGUUUAGUACGGCUACUGCAAACAGUUUUGCUUUCAUACACCCGUCGUUUUAUCGACCUUUUGGAGCUGCAAAUCCGCCGGAGAAGUGUAUUAAUCCUGGCCCUGACACCGAGACUUACCGAAACAGGUUGAGACAGAGGGACAGAAUAAGGGAGCUUGAUAAAAAUCUGACCCUGAAGAAAAAAUAUCACCUCUUUGGUAGUGGUACGUUGCACAGAAGUGUUGAUGAUGUGAACAGUAGGCAUUUGUUUCUUAAUAAAUCCCUAGAUUCUCUCAAAUUAAAUAAUGUUCAGUCCGCUGGCAAAAAUUCAACUUUAGGCAGAAAGAAAAGAAAAGCCCCUCCCCCUCCUGUAUCGCUCGAUGAAAAGGCUGAUUCAGUGAUAUCUCCUUCACCUCUAGACCAGAAUAAGGAAAAUGUAGACAUCAACUCUAAAACUAACUCGUUCCCUACGAAUGAUAUUGUAGUUAGACGUCACAGAAGAACUGUGAGUGACUCUGCUAAGGAUAGGAGGUCUGGAGCGUUUGUUCAUGUCAGAGGUAAAAGGAAAGCUCCUCCUCCUCCAGUUGAAAAUAACAGCAAAGAGGUCAAAUCUGCCGGUAAUGAGGUAGUAGGCACCCAGAGUUUGGGCAGGAAGAAGAGACAUGCUCCUCCACCACCAUUGAUAAUCAGAAGACAAGAGGAUGAAAUCAAUUCAGGGUCUCAGGGAAAACUAAGCCCCGAAGAAAAACAAAGACUAAUUGAAAACAUAAACAAACUGCAAGCACAUGCUGACCGUAAAAGCUUACUAUUAGCUACUCCACCCGCUUCUCCCAUGAUGAAUGACAAGGUGACUCAUACAGUUUGUAAUGAUUCUCUCAAGUUAGAGAGGGGAGUUUUGAAGGCGAACAAAACAGAGGUCCAGUCUGCUGAAGCAAAACCUGCCACUCCGACCACGCCAACUCCAGUAUCUCCAAGACCUUGGUAUAAAAGAAAUGCCGGGAACAAAGAAAAAAGCCUUGAAAAAAGAAAAGAAAAAACUAGUGCUGUAGAUUGGAUGCCUGAAGUUGCCAUUGUUAGGCGAAAUGCUAUAAACAGUGAAAAUAACAAUAGCAGCAGCGUCAGUAGUAGUAGUAAUAGCCAUUCAAAUAGCUACAGACUGUCAAGUAUUUUUUCAAGGUUUGAUAAACCAGAAGAAAAGAGAAAAUCUCAGAUAUCGAUGUUGGCUAAUAUUAGUGAGCUAGAUAGGGAAGCAGCCGAAAUUGUACAAAGAGAGCAAGAGAAGGAAAGAGCAAUGUUGGCUGCUCAAGAUGCAAAGUAUUACACAUCUUCAGCUGAUUGUGUUGAAAACCAUGAUAAUGAUUUACAUGACUUGGAUAUAAUGUCUGAAGAAGAUAGAGCACAGAAAAAUCCUGACUCACCUAAGAAGAGCGGGGCUCGAGAAUUAAUAUCGUUGUUUAAUGCCAUAGGCAACGUCACCAAAGUCACAAUGCACUCUGCUUUCUUCUCCAAAGAUGGUCCCAGUAUAUUUUCCAAAGAAGGUAUUGAAAAGCGGUUUUCAUCAUCAGGAGAAGGUAUAAAAAUCUCAGAAGGUGUAACUACAGAGAGUAUUAUAAACUGUAAUGGAUAUAAAGAGCAAAUUACUGUUGUAGAAACAAAAGAAAGCUAUUUAGAAUCUCCAGGAAUUAAAAGGCGAAAGCAUUUAAAGCAUCAACAUUCAGAUGAGCUGGGAUCGGCAGGGAGCUCAGAAACUGUAUCUCCUAGAGUAGUAAUUGAGGAAAUAGUAGAUGAUUUGGAAAAGUCUAAAACUCAAGCUUUAUACGAAGCUAAUAAAAUAAGAAAACAUCACUCACCUAGCCCAAGUAUUCCAACUAUUGCAGAGAUGUCUGAAUCUUUCAGCUCUGUUACAGCUUCUGCCAGUUCAACAAUAAAUGCUAGUGAGAGAUCAUCAGUAACUCCGACCCCAACAGUUACAGAACCUCCGAUAGUUGUUGGAAAGACUGAGGGAAUUUCUGAUAAAUCUGCUUCAAAAGGAGUCACUACUGAUGAUUCUGUAAAGGUUCGAAGGGCUGACCCUGUCACAAAACCACCUUCUAAGAACUACAGCAUUUGGUCUUGUCCUCGGUGUACCCUUGAAAACCCCCGAUGGAGGGUGACUUGUGAGGCCUGUGACAUGUGGAGGCCUGCGGUGAGGAGAGACGUGAUUGACAAACUAACCAACGCCAACAUGGGAACUACAAUAGGCGUCAACCUGGUCAAAGGUGAGUCCAAAAAUACAUCUGCAAUCAAAGGCUUAUCAUCACAGACAGAGAAUUCAGUUGAUGCAAAACCCAACAGCAGCUCAAUCAACAGUAGUAAACCAGUUGAAUCUAAAUCCCAGCCGGCAACUAAAGCAGAUAAGAGUCCAAUUGAUGGUGCUGUCGCAAAACAACCAAUCGCGAAACCCAUAACUGUCAGUGGACUUUUAAAUGGAAGCUGUUAUAUGCCAAAGACAUCUGAUGUUCCUGAAAAUAAAAAUUCCACUGAUCUCAAAACAAGAAAUGAAAUUUCUUCAACCAAAGAAACCAAAAGAAAGCUGGUAGAGCAGCAGAUUACAGUGAAACCAAAUACAACACCAGUUUCUGCAAAUUCACCUGCUCUUGAGAAAGUGAACAAUUCUUUGGAUACCGCAUCAUCAAGCUCUAAUACAAUUUCUGCAUCUGGAGCCCAAACGGAAACUGGUGUAGAAGAAGUUAGGAAAGCGAGGUUGGCAUUUUUUGGAAAAUCUCAUUCAGACAGUAAAGGUGACACUGAUAAAGAGAUCUCUGCUGAAGGCUCGUCGAUUAAUCAGGCUAAAAUUGAUGCAUUAUUCUCUAUAGCAUCUAAAGGUUCUUUAGCGACAAAUGAAGAAGAAAGGUUAAAAGUAAAAGAAAUAUUGAAAGAAAUGAAAAACUCCUUACCAAAAAAAUUUAAGGAGAGCAAAUCUGAAGCAGGGCACAGUAAAGUAAAAUCUAAAGCAGAAACAAUCUUAAACGAGGAUGAUAAUAUUCCAAAUACAUCAUCUUCAAACUCGCCCAGUAGCUCAGAUGAGGCUGCACGAUUAGGUGCCAUAAAAAAAUCAAAAGCUCAAACAUCCUUUCUGUCUUCUAAAGCCACAGGCCUCCCAACUGAAAGAAAACAUGUGGCAGAAGCAUAUUUCAUAAAAUCAGAAACAAUCAUUGAAGAAUUAAAAAUGAAAGACUACAAAUCACCCAAAAUCUCGACUUCUGUACAAACUAGUGGUGUUGUUCGGAAAGUGGAGAGUAACAAGUCAGCUGCAACAAUCUCUGCAAAACCUCCGACACCAAAGUCAACACGGCGAGAAAUAACAGUUCCAGUUACAGUGGAGGAACACAUCUUAAAAGACGGAGGCGUUGAGACAACAGCUACACAAGAAACCAAAAAAGUGGGUAUUGGGGCGUUUAAACUUAUAAGGCCAAGGGACUUUGCAAACAUCAAAGCGACCAAGACCGGCGAUGAAGCGAAGCCGCUUCAUGUCUAUGUGAAUGUUCCAAGGGCGCUAGAUGAUGAUUCGUCAUCCAGUUCGUCCAGUGACAGUCCAGAAGUUACACAGCUGUCGGCAGAACUUACCAAGCCUAAGGGGCUGGCUGAUUUCAAAGCUUCGGUGAUGGAGCAUGGAGCCGGCAACAAGAUGAACACACUGGCCGUCAACAGACUACUGCGUCAGCUAGAAACGGCCAUCGCUGGUGGUCAGCACAUGCGAGCGGCCACACUGGCCAAACAGCUGGCCAGGCACAAGAUCAACUGCUGCGUUACACGGCACAAACAGACUGACAACAUAACUGUGGAUGUUUACGUGGAAGACAGACUAACCCACCAGGGUCCAUACCCAGUACAGGUGUCUCCUUCAAUGACUGUCGCUCAGCUCAAGGCUAAAGUGGAAGCUCAGUUUGAGAUCCCUGCGGCUGUACAGAGAUGGAUACUCGGCAAACAGUUGGCAACCGACGAUCGAUCGACUCUUCAACAACACAACGUGACUCAACAACACUGUCCUGUCUUCCUCUACUUAGUGGCUCCAGAGUCAGAAACGACAAAGACGGCAGAAUUAGUCGCAGAGAGAGAGCCAGAGGAAGCCAUAGCUAUAGCAGCAGGAACUACGCCAACACAACCUAAUGGCAGAGGCUGGUACUAUAAUGAUGAGGAGGACCACUACAGCCUGUGUGAGAGUGAAGUCACGGAACACUCCAGCAAAGGCAGCAGUCCAGAGCCUAGAGUAGAAUCUCCACCAGAGCAAGUACCUGACGUAGUGGAAGAAGCUCUCGUAGUCUUCCCUGUGAAUCAACCUGAGGAAGCAGUAGAAGAUGUAGGGGUAGAAGCAAACGGAGCUACAGGACCAGACCCAUUACCAACUCCAACUACUGUUGUUGACUGUCAGGCUACAGGCUGGAAGUGUACUGCGUGUACCCUGAUCAACACUCUGACAAGACCAGGUUGUAUGGCUUGUGGCUCUGAUAGACCAGCUGACUACCAGGCCACUGGUGCUGAACAACAGAGGCUGCUAGAGGAACCCAACACUCAUCAGGCUGCCGGUGAAGAGAAGACGAAGAACUAUCAAGAGUUGAUGGUGUUGGAGAAUGCAGACUUGAUCCCCAGCUCGGAAGCGUUUGAGUGCACGGUGUGUCUCACUGAGUGCGCAGCGGGUGACGGUGUGGUGCUGCGUGACUGUCUGCACUCGUUCUGUCGUGCUUGUCUUGCGCACACCGUGCAGUUCACGGACGACGCCGAGGUCAAGUGUCCGUUCAGAGACCAUCAAUACGCUUGCGACAGCACACUGCAGGAGCGGGAGAUUAAGGCGGUGGCGGAUGUAGAGGAGGAUGACUCAUGCAUCAUCUGCAUGGCAGAGCCAAGGUGUUGUGCUCUCACUCCUUGUGGUCACCGAGCUUACUGUGAGACUUGCUGUCUGCGGCUGAUAGAACUGGACCACAUGUGCUCACUGUGUAGACGCAAGGCUGACGGCUACCUACUCAUCUAUCUGUAGAAACACCAGCCGUAUUCAACCUGACUCCGUUCAGUAUUUGGCCAAGAUCUUGGAAGUUGAUAAUGAUUUUUUCAUGACCACAGGAUAUGUCAAGGAUUUUUUUUCUUCCAAGAUUGUGGCAAAACCCUGGGCAAAUUCCUGUGGUCAUGGAAAAAUCAGUCUUCCGCACUUGUGACAAAACCAUGAAAAUCUCCUGUGUCCGUUUAGUUAUCAUCGUCGCCUUCCACGAUCUUGGCAAAAUCCUAAACAUCUACUGCAGUCAAUUAGACAUUAUCAUCUCCUUUUUCUGAAAAAUACUGAACAUCUCCUCUAAUGGUUACAGAAAUACCAUCGUAGUCUCUCGCGAUCACUGAAACUUUAUCAUCAUCAUUCGUAAUUGCGGUGAAAGCAUGAAUUUUCUGAUUACACAAUGUUAAUAUACAAGUCCUGCAAUCUCAAUAGUAAAAUUUCCGUUUGAGCAUUCAAUCUCUCAUGCUUUUAGACGAGGCUCGAAACUAUAGCUGCUUGCACACCUCUAUGGAUAUAGCUUAUAAUGAAACCAAAGGUCGGAUGUUUCAAGGAGUCGGUUAUGCCGAGGUCGGAUAUGAGGGGUUCCUCUCUAUUGAAAAAUACAGUUUUUGCUGCAAUAUGACAAAAAAGAUUGUUAAAAAACUUAGAUUCAUUGUGGGAAGAAACAAUAGUAGCUAAAAAAAAUAUAGACAUGUACAAGAAUCACACUGCUAGUCAAGUCUUAAUUCCUGACAAUUUUUGAUUUGAUGAAAAUUGUUUUGAGAGUGGAAAUAUUUAAAUGUUGUUUACUAUUUUUGUUGUUGUAUACUGCUGUUAUAAUAUAAUUCAAACUGCAGUUUGUAAAGUGGCAUAUUUGUAAGAUUUUUUCAUAACGGUUACGGUUUGGUUUUGAUGAGUUUUCGAGUUACAUAAAUAAAUGUAUAUUAAGCACAAAGGAUAGGAUAAGCACUAAGCAGGCUUACCUUGAGAAAUGUAGGCAUCCUACUUCACUACAGUAACACAGAAGUGUAGUGAAGUAGGAUGCCUACAUUUCUAAAGGUAAGCCUGCUCAUCCAAUCAUUUGUCUCCUUAAUUCUCAGGCAAUAAGCCCUUUCUAUUCUAACAUAAAUGUAGAUUAGAUAUACAAUGUGAAAUACUUUUAGAAUCAUAUUUUCAUUAUAUGUAGUUUCCGCUCUUAAGACAUGUUGAAGAUAAUCAAAUUCAAUUGCAGUGAUAGUUUUUGGUGUAUUUUUAAAAAAGUUUGUGAAAUUAUGGUGGUAAGGUAUUUAACAGUAAAUUAAAGAGAACAUUUUGUGUGUGUGUUAAAAUUCUCAAAUACAACACUGCCUUAUACAUUUAUAUGGGACACCUGGUAAAGAAGAUACUUGGUAAAUUUGAGAAAGAUUUAAUGAAUGUAAACACAAUUAGUAAUGAAUAUAACCAAAUUUAUAAUUGAGUUAUAUUUAACAUUUCAAACAGUUUUUUUUUUUUUAUAUUCUAUUAUUCUAAUGUAAAAGAUUAUAUAAUCGUACUGAUAAAAGUUAUCCUCAUUGAUUAAGCCAUGCUCAAGUUCAUCACCCAAAACCUACUGCUUGUAAUAAUUAUAUUGCACAGAAAGACUUAUCAAAGAUGGUUACUGUACAAAAAUAAAUUCACUUAAUAUUAAAGUUAAUAUUAGAUUAGUGUUAUACUGUUAUGUACUAUUUAAUUGAUAAUGUUCACAUUUACUAGCUUUGCCACUGUAAUAAUCAUUGUGAUAUUAAAAGAUAUUUUGAAAAACAUGUUGUCUUACUUUGGUCAUAAAUUGUGUGAUGGCUAUCGUGGGGGGGGGGGGGCGAGAGAAAG
Macrosteles quadrilineatus (aster leafhopper) is the source of this 7810-nucleotide messenger RNA. RefSeq lists its product as uncharacterized. Gene Ontology annotation, molecular function: ubiquitin-protein transferase activity; ubiquitin binding. The record is from RefSeq and is a predicted model, not a curated record. Gene Ontology annotation, cellular component: LUBAC complex. NCBI's taxonomy places the organism in Eukaryota, Metazoa, Arthropoda, Insecta, Hemiptera, Cicadellidae. The coding region runs from base 95 to 5977 and encodes 1960 amino acids. The transcript is spliced from 13 exons. Gene Ontology annotation, biological process: protein linear polyubiquitination; proteasome-mediated ubiquitin-dependent protein catabolic process.